Molecule: messenger RNA, 543 nt
Organism: Symbiodinium sp. CCMP2592
Lineage: Eukaryota; Dinophyceae; Suessiales; Symbiodiniaceae
Source: the annotation of a GenBank genome assembly
AUGCCUGCUACCUUCGUUUGCGUGUCCUAUGUUUAUGCCAAGGACACGCAGGUCUCCCGCCCGCGCACCACCUUCAACAGCCCCGAGGUUUGGUUUGCCUCCGACGAUGCGACUGAAGAAGCGGAAGAUGCGGAUUGUACUUCCCUCGUGUCUGCAGAGGCGACUCCGCGGAAUGACGCAGAGGAGGCAACGUCGGAUGAGGACUCGGAAGACGAUGCCGACGAUGAUGACGAGGACAGUUCUGACUCGCCAAGGCCCAGGACGCCUGGCCCAGUAGAUGGUCAGGAUCUGAACAUUGGCUCCCGAGGACAUAAUCUGCGCUUGUGCAAGCCUUGCGCUUUUUGGAACACCAAGGGCUGCAAAGAUGGAGUGGACUGCAAGUUCUGCCACCUCUGCGAGCCCGGUGAGAAGAAACGGCGGAAGAAGGAAAAGAGUGCCUACAUCCGAAACAUCUCUCGCUGGCGUCAAGGAACCACCUACAAGGGUUUUUGCCGACAACAAUCCCACUCAUCAGCAGGACCCACGCCGGCAAGUGAAGCGUGA